Molecule: messenger RNA, 393 nt
Organism: Lachnellula hyalina
Lineage: Eukaryota; Fungi; Ascomycota; Leotiomycetes; Helotiales; Lachnaceae
Gene: nrf1
Product: Vacuolar transporter chaperone
Exons: 2
Coding region: 1-393 (130 amino acids)
Cellular component (GO): fungal-type vacuole membrane; vacuolar transporter chaperone complex
Source: RefSeq, a predicted model, not a curated record
AUGUCGAGCCAGCCCUUGCUUCAAGCCACGCCUGGCAAGCGAAUCGCCCUCCCAACCCGAGUCGAGCCCAAGGUCUUCUUCGCAAACGAACGGACCUUCCUAUCAUGGCUGAGCUUAGGCGUAGUCAUCGCAGCUCUUGCCAUUGGCAUGUUGAACUUCGGUGACAAGCCAGCCUUCAUCUCGGCUUUUCUCUUCACGCUCGCAGCGGUACUCACAAUGAUAUAUGCGCUGGUGACAUUCCACUGGAGGGCGAGGUCGAUUAGACAGAGGGGUCAGGCUGGAUUCGAUGAUAAACUUGGUCCUACGCUCUUGACUCUUGUUAUUCUGAUUGCUAUGAUUGUCAAUUUUGUCCUGAGGUUUUCAUAUGAUCACAAGGAUGAUGUGAAGCAUUGA